Aaosphaeria arxii CBS 175.79 is the source of this 1148-nucleotide messenger RNA. RefSeq lists its product as uncharacterized. The coding region runs from base 114 to 1094 and encodes 326 amino acids. The record is from RefSeq and is a predicted model, not a curated record. NCBI's taxonomy places the organism in Eukaryota, Fungi, Ascomycota, Dothideomycetes, Pleosporales. The transcript has 5 exons.
CUCGUACAUCCCCAUUGAGAAAUUCAAGACUUUAACGAUUCUUGUGACACCUUUUUUCUCCAUCUUUGUUUACGUAUCGUAUCAUCAUUCGAUCCCUAUCUGCCGAUCGCACCAUGGCAUCCAUCACCAAGCUUCCACCUGAUGAGAAUCGUGGCCCUCUCUACUUGGGUGUUAUGAUUGCCUGUCUGGUACUGUCCGUAACUUUUAUUGCGCUGCGAACCAGUGUGCGACUAUUCAUGGUCAAGAAGCUUGACCUGGAUGAUUGGUUCAUGCUUGCUGCGCUGCCAUUCAUGAUCGUCAACCAGGGCCUGUCCUAUGUCUCUCUGCAAUAUGGAAUGGGCAGACACAUCUUCUUUCUGGGUCCACCAGACAUCAUGAACGCGAUAAAAUACAACGCCAUUGCACAAAUUUUCAACAUUACUACAUUCUACUUUGUCAAAGCUUCCAUCGUACUCUUUCUACUUCGCUUGGUCACGCAUUUGCAUAAAACCAAACGCAUGAUCCUUUGGAUAUCAUUCGGUCUCCUGACCGCAAUGAAUGUAGAGGCUCUCAUUGUCUCCAUCUUCCAAUGUCAGCCCUUGCAAAAGCAGUGGAACCCCACAAGUUCCGGCAUUUGCUGGAACCGCAACGUUUUCCAGUAUUCUGCUUAUGCCUUGGCCGCUGUUACCAUUCUCACGGACGUUGUCUAUCUCGUACUUCCGAUAGUAUAUCUGUGGGACCUUCGAGUGCCUACCAUGAGAAAAGUCGGUAUAUUUGCUUUGCUCGGUGUAGGAUGCGUGUCCAUGGUAUGCUCCAUUGUCACCAUCCCCUGGCUUCGCGAUCUCUCUAUCACACUUGAUGUGACUUACGAAAUUGUACCACUUGCCUGCCUCAAGUUUGCAGAGCUCAAUGUCGCAGUCUGGGUUGGUUGCGUUCCGGCUCUACAGCCGCUGUUUAGGAAGCUCAUGGGCCCGGGAAGCACCAUGCCUGACCCCGAGUCCGGGGAGAAGAAUUCGCACCGUCUUUUGGCUAUCAAGCGCAGUCAGGAUACUGGAAGCACUAAGAGUAGCGCACACGGAACGAUGAAGUCUGAAUACGAGGUCUUGGAUGAAUAGUUACAGCAGUCGCACAUGUACCAAGGAUAGUGAAAUACAAUUUGAAAACAUUUC